Molecule: messenger RNA, 1551 nt
Organism: Morchella sextelata
Lineage: Eukaryota; Fungi; Ascomycota; Pezizomycetes; Pezizales; Morchellaceae
Exons: 4
Coding region: 1-1551 (516 amino acids)
Biological process (GO): regulation of DNA-templated transcription
Molecular function (GO): zinc ion binding; sequence-specific DNA binding
Source: RefSeq, a predicted model, not a curated record
AUGUCCACUUACAUGGAAUUCGAGAGGGUAUCGAGGGAGGGUGCCCAAUACCACCAGCGACAUCCGUCCAUAAAUCGCACAAGCAUAUCGACAGCCUCGCCCAUCAGUCCAACAACCACAUUUGGCCCAACGCCACCACUGUCGUUUCCACCACCCCCAGCAUCAUCGCAUGCUACCAGUGGCUACAACACACCGCCCGACUCGCGAAAAACAUCGAGGAAUGAGGAUUGCAGGCAGACUCUGCCACCGCUGGCGGAGGGACGACAGUCGUUACCGUCGUUGUCGGAGGCUCUGUACAAUAAGGAUGACCGAUUUCCAGCCCCAUCACCAAUGCAGACACCACCUCUAGGCCAAGGUUCAUUCUCGGGGCCUUCAGCACCGCACCCGGAUUCGAUGCCGAGAAGUCAACCGGAGACGCUGCCGAGUGUGCAGACGCUGCCACUGUCAGGCUCGACUUCGAGCUCGUUAUACUCACAUCCAACGCCGUUGCCUCCACCCCCACCGGCGCCGCAGAGCUCAGCAGGUCCUGGCCCGAUGCACAGCCACGAAUCAUAUAACCGACGAAACAGCCAAGAGCAUUCAAGGACGUUACCGCCUAACCCUUAUGCAGCUGCACCUCCGCAACCUGUCAUUCCUGCGAUUCGACCCAGCGACCCGUACCCAGCACCACCACCCAAUGGCCAUUCCUCGUAUCAACCAUCACACCAUUACCCUCCGCCCCCACCGCACCAUAUCACAUCGCCGCAAUACCCACCGACACCGUCGUAUAGUAACGGUAGUAGUACAUCACAACAGUAUCCGUUCCCGCAGCAUUCAAGUGCUCCGCCGCCACAAUCAACGUAUCAGCCACACCCCCAACCUCCGCAUUCAGCUUCGUCGUACUCAUAUCCUCCGCGAGAUGGAUAUCCACCGCAUGAUCCACCACAAACGUCGCCUGGUUCAGGGGGAGGGAUGAAGAGAAAUUAUGGAUCUACAAUAGAGAGGGCGCUUUCUAUCUCGACAUUGCGAAGGGACUUUGAUUUGACCAAAGAUAAUUCGUCGAGAAUCUACUACAUUGUACAGAGUUGCCAAGAUGUCGCCAAAAACUUACAACCGAACCUUUUGGACCAUUGUUUGAGGGAAUUGUCGGAGGCGAUUGACUGUUCGACUCGGAAUACAGAGGCUCUGAGAAGCUGCCAACAGGUAUUUCAGGAAUUAUGUGCAAAGGAAUAUGCGGAGCAGAAUGCACAGAGGGUGAGCACCAACCACUCGUCGGAAUAUGGGGGCGACGACAAUCAUGGGUAUGCGGAUGAUACCAGGUCAAAUGGAUCGGCACAACCCGAUGCCAAGAAAAUCCGGAGAGGCCGGGCUGCACCACCUGGGCGCUGUCAUAGCUGCCACCGGGCCGAGACACCUGAGUGGAGAAGAGGACCUGAUGGUGCGAGAACGCUCUGUAACGCCUGCGGACUACAUUACGCUAAGCUCACCAGGAAGUUGAGCAAAUCCAACAUGAACACGAACGGAAGCGGACAAAUCGCGGGAAGGAACGCACCAAAUUCGCCCCUACCAUAG